UUAGAUGAAAAUAUAUCAUUAUCAAAAUUUUGUUUUUUGUGUAUUCACUUAGUUAAAAAUUUGAUUCAUAAAAAUGCUAGUCUAGAAAUGAUCUCUCUCUUUCACUCCCAUGGCUUCCUCAUGUCGCUGCUCCCCUGUUCACAGCUGCCAUUCCUCCGUCCCAUCUUCUCAUCAACCCUCACUGGUCAUCUUCUCCGGUGGAACAGCUUUUAAUUGUGUAGCUGAAGAGCUCAAGAACUUUACUACUCGUGUAGCUCAUGUUCUCCCAGUUUCCGAUGAUGGUGGAAGUACAUCUGAAAUUGUCCGAGUUCUUGGUGGUCCUGCAGUUGGGGACAUAAGGUCAAGAUGCUUGAGAUUGUCGGAUCAAAGCACCUCUGAGGCUCUUGCUGUCCGAACAUUGCUUGGCCAUCGACUACCUCUUGAUGCACCAAAAGCAAAGCUAGAGUGGUAUGAUAUUGUGGAAGGGAAUCAUGAACUUUGGAAAGGUGUCUCAAAACCUUACAGGGAGACUAUACGAGCUUUCUUGGUGUACUUCCAAAAUCAGAUUCUUAGACGCUCAGAAGACUCAUUCUGUUUUAGUAAUGGAAGCAUCGGGAAUUUUUUCUUUGCAGGAGCAAGGAUGUUUUUUCAGUCUUUAGAUUCUGCAAUCUUUUUAUUUUCACGCGUUUCUGGUAUUCCAACAGAAAGUCUCAUCCUUCCUGUGAUAUCCACAAAUGAGAGGCUUACACUGGGCGGUGAAUUGUGGGUAGAUAUCUCUUUUACCGAGAACUCUUUUACCUUCCCACACCCUCACCCACCCACUCCGCAUGUCUUAUCUGAUUAGUGUCUUUGACCAAGGGAUGCAAAUUUAAUGUAGGGAAUUUAUUAUCAACCAUUUUGAGCAAUUAUAUCUAGGUAAAGAUUUGGGCAGAGUGACCUCUGUGUGUGCUGUGUGCGGGGUGGGGGAUUGGUUCCAUUUGUUGACAGUUCGAUUCCAUUGAAGUGUGCUUUUUUCGUAUCAUGACUGAUAUAUUAGAUGAUGUAACAAGAUGUUCCAAUGAGCAUGCAUUUUUCCUAGUUUUGGUUUAGUCACGUGAAUCAUUACAAAAACACUCCUUAACUAUGCUGCUGGAUAUCAAAUCCAAACUGCUUGUCAUUUUGCUUUUUAUAUAAUAAUCCAAUGUAUUUUAGGAUGGUACCAUUAUACGUGGACAGAAUGAAAUAUCUCAUCCAACAAAUGGAUGCAUGGAACCUAUAGCUAAGGGAGUCACUUCAUGUCCUGCUCUUCCUUCAAAAAUAAAGCGAGUAUUCUACAUGUCAAGUGAAGGCAGCAACUUAUUGCACGAGGUAAAUAAUUAAAUAUGGUCACAACUUUGUUGAUUGAAUAAAUGUUCCUAUUUAGU
Cuscuta campestris is the source of this 1382-nucleotide messenger RNA. Lineage: Eukaryota; Viridiplantae; Streptophyta; Magnoliopsida; Solanales; Convolvulaceae. The record is from the annotation of a GenBank genome assembly.